Apus apus (common swift) is the source of this 1173-nucleotide messenger RNA. Its product is annotated as transmembrane protein 14C-like. The transcript has 4 exons. The record is from RefSeq and is a predicted model, not a curated record. Gene Ontology annotation, biological process: regulation of heme biosynthetic process. Bases 92 to 412 code for a protein of 106 amino acids. Lineage: Eukaryota; Metazoa; Chordata; Aves; Apodiformes; Apodidae. Gene Ontology annotation, cellular component: mitochondrial membrane.
CGGGGCAGAGAGGGCGGCCCAAGGUCGGCGCGGCGGGGCCAAGCGGUGCCCGGCGGUGCCCGGCGGUGCCUGGGGCUUGCGCUGCCCGCAGAUGGAGUACGACUGGCUGGGCUUCGGCUACGCGGCGCUGGUGGCGGCGGGCGGCGUGGUGGGCUACGCCAGGGCAGGCAGCGUCCCUUCUCUAGCUGCUGGUCUUCUCUUUGGUGGCUUAGCAGGACUAGGUGCUUACCAGCAGUCCAAAGAUCCCAAGAAUGUGUGGCUUUCCCUCGUGGCAUCUGGAACCUUGUCUGCUGUUAUGGGAAUGAGAUUUUACAACUCCAGAAAAGCAAUGCCUGGGAUAAUUGCUGGUGCCAGUUUACUGAUGGUUGGACGGCUUGGAUUGCAGAUGAUGGAAAAGCCUCUUAAGCCAUAAGUCACUUGAAGAUACGUGAUUGAGAAGCCUGAAAAUGCAACUGCAUAAGUGUGCUACACAGAAGUGGAAAAGGCACUGCUAUCUGUGCAUUCUAUUUUUCAUACCCUAAUGCAUAUGGAUUGUGCUUUUAGAGGACCGACGUUGAGAGCCUUUGUUAACGUCUUCCAAAGUGAUAUUUGUCUUAACAUUUUCUGCACUGCGAAGCAAUAAAAUAGGAACAUAGAAUUAGUAUAGCUUCUAGUCCUGCAACUUCCUUUAGGCAAAGACCUCUUGGCACUUGCAUACAGACGAUUGGAUGAUUGAAGCUUAAAUGUACACCUGGACUUGUCAUUCUAAAAUAAUCUAUAUCUCUAAAAUAAUAGGAGAGGAGUUGCCAAUUUGUCACUGGUAACUAAUAACAUAAUUAACAAGCUUAUUAUGUUACCAGUCCCCUUCCACUUCCCUGCCAGUUUAUCCAGUCAUGAGGUUUGUCAGUCAGGGACUUUGCUCUCCCAGCAGUGUGCAUUAGAACCUGAUCCCACAAAGCACAAUCAUGGAGCAGGCUGUCACGGUACUGCUGUAAUGCAAACAAUGCAAACCUGUUGCUUGCAAUUACUUCUAAGCAAAGGUGACCAGCUGAAUGUCAUUUGUUUCACUUUUACAGAUUAUUAUUCAUAAAUAAAAAAUGUGCUUUGUUAGCUAUGCCUACAAUGCAGCAUUGUCUUGCAUUUCAUGAGAGUUAAAAUGUUAUUCUAAAUAAACCAACAAAUUAUUACUACGAA